AAUGUUUAAAAAUGAAAGUUGCCAAGCUCACAUUUCAACUGAGGAUACGCAACGAAACGAUUUAAUACAAUCGGAAUUAUAUCGUUUGGAUUAUGAUACGUUGAAAAUUGAUCUAUGCGAGUCAAAAGCCUGGUUAAAAGAGUAUUUAGCGUGUGCCGAGUGUUUAUGGCAAACUUUGAACGUUUGUGAUAAAGAUCAGAGAUAUAUUCAUCUAAAGGAAGUGCAUGAUCUUAAAGCACAUGUAGAAAGACGACGCCCUGCGCUUGAAGAAACUUUGCAAGUGUGUAAAGAAUUUGUCUCACAGUAUUCAUCCGGAGUCGUCUUUCUAGACAUUGAUUUAGAUUUGAGCGACGUUCAAUAUGUUUGGGACGUACUUCAGCACCGACUGACCGAACUAAAUUGGUACUUUUCGAUCGAAACCGACCUUGAUCUUGCCCCUCCUGCCUUUAAAGAUCUUCCUUUUCGCCAGCAACUGUCUGAAAGUCAGUGCACUUCUUGCCCAAGCUGUGAUUUAGAGGAAACCGUUACUAUGGACACAAUGGAUUCUAACGUUAUCAAACCUAAAGCAUUCGAUUUAGUAGUGGAUUCUUUCGGUCUUUCCCCACCGAAGAAAAGACGUAUUGGGAAAGAAAACACGGAUGUUGACUCAUCUCCUGCUACGAGUUUAGCGUCAAUACCAUCUAUAGCAGAUGAAGAGGCUGACUUUGUGACAAACUUAAAUUCCACACUAAUAACUCCCGUGAAUGGGGUUAUCUCACCCCAGAAAGUAGAUGAAUUAUGGAAUGCAAUAAAGUCCGAUUACGAAUAUUUAAUGGACGAUGAUGCUAUUGAAGCUUCUUGCAAGUCUACAGAAAGUGAAGUCUCUGAAAGUGAAUCUGAUUCUUUCGCAGAAGUUUCAUUGACAGAAUUUCUGAAACAAUACAAGGAGCUAACUGACUGGUUAACAAAUGUCCGAAUGCAAACUGAUAAGAAAUGCCAACGUCGAUCGUCUUGCUGUGAAAAAUUUGUUUUCGAAGGUUAUUAUGAUGAAAUGGUGAAACAUUCUCCUCGUCACAAAUUACUGAAAGAUUACGCUAGACAAUUAAUAAAGAGAUAUCCCGCCAUAAAGGAGCAAGUAAAUGGUAAAUUAGCUCAUUUGAACUCAUUAUGGGCUCAGCUAGAGGGAACUAUAGGGCCACCGGAUGUGCAGCAAGCCUCUCUGGAUGCUAUGAUUGAUGCUCUAAAACAAGACGUAAUUUUACUAAAAAAAUGGUUGCAUAAAGUGGAAAAUAGUUUAUACGAAUGUCGAUUAGAUCCAAAAUGGGAUAAAACUGAAAUUCAACGCCAGAUGGCGCUUCAUCAAACACUUCAAAAAGAAAUAGAAUCACAAUCCAGUGUUAUAAGAGCGGUAGAUAAAUUGUGUAAUCGACUGCAACCUCUUUUACCACCAGACGAACAAGGAAAUUUUCAAGACGUGGUGGGUAGUUUAGAAAAACGUUGGCACGAAGUUUGGCUAGCUUCAUUAGAGUGGCAAUUCCGGUUAGAAGACGCCCUUUCUCCAACAACACGUCAUCCUGUUUUUCCGAUCGAGAGUCUGUCACGGUCCGCUUCCUCUGGUUUUUCUCGGGAUUUAACAAAUAGUAGCGACAUAAUACCGUUCUCUGAAGACGAAUACGAAAAAAUUGAAGGUGCAGAUUCUGCUCUUGGAAGAAGUGUUUCUGACCACUCUUUGCUAACUCCCGGAAAAUUUAUUCAAUUUAAGAGGGAGAAUAUGAGAGCAUCCUCAGCUCCUCCAGGAUCGGAAGCACCUGACAUAGGAUAUGCAAGUGAUGCAAAUAACGACGAACCUCCAGGUGCUCCUCAGACCUUUCGAAUGAAAAAAAAUCCCCCAGGAGGAAUCUGGCGCCACUCAGUCACUUCAGCUUAUGGAAGUGACGCUCAGGCAGAGAGUAGCGAUGUGGAAGUUACGAAAAAAGUUGAACAAUUAGUCAAAUCCUCAUCACAUUCUUAUUACACUUUAACGUCUCUAACAAAUGAAAUAGCUAAUAAUACUGGUCAAGAAGAUGCUUCUAAUGUGACUGAAAGUGAAGAACCACACGAAAUUGUUCAAAGAUUAGUUUCUACAGCAGAUCGUUUAAUAUCCCCCGUAUCUACAGAAUCAGAGGACGAAUUUGCAUCAAAUAUCACGCGUAAAACUAUAUCUGAACCGGCUAUUGAUUUCUUAGCGAGUAAUUCGGGACUGUUCCCACGAACCGUAUCAUUUGAUUCAUCACCUUCUAAAAAAACUAGAAAACGUAAAAUUAAACGACCUUCAGCUAGAGAAGAGCCCGCGAGUGAGGCUGCAUGGGACAGCUAUCAAGAUCCCCCAUAUCCUACUGUAACGGAUGACGAUGACGAGGAAAAAUUGGAUGAUUGCACAUUGACCUGGGAUUUUCCAAAUAAUGCAACAGAAAUAGGCCCAGUAUCACCUCGUCGUAGAAGCAGAUCAGUAGCCAUUCAUCAGGAUACAGAUUCUGAUAGGGAGGAUUUAAAAGACGUUAUCACGGAAUCACGAAAACAGUUGGAAGUUCUUGAGAGGACACUUUCAGCCGACUGUAUCAUAGGCUUAAACGAGGUUAAAGCCACGUGUAAGACUAAUAUAGAAUGCUUAGAUAAUGUACUGGUUCAUAUGGAUACCUCUGACGAUCUUUCAGAGGCAAGUGAUGAUGUUAGACUAUUAGUGUCUCGAUGGAAACAAUUACACAAUGAAGCGAAACAAAAAUUAAAUAUUUCUUUCUUAAUGAAAGACGUACAACAAGUUCAUCAGGUAAUACAAUCUACUAAUGACAUUCUUGCCGUAACAAGUUUCGAUACUCCUGAGGAGCUAGAAGAUAAUUUGAAGAGAAUAGAUACGGGUAUAGUUGAAAUUAACUCCAAUUUGCAUCAACUUGAUCAAUUGGAACAAAGUUAUAAGGAAAGCAACUCUAUAUGUGGCCAAAUCGAACGAGAACUGAACUCUGCUAGAACUCAAUUAAAUGUGGCAGCCAAACAAUCUUGGAAUGCUCUUUGUAGUUUACAACAGCAAUUGCACGCCUGGAAACGUCUGCAGGACGGUACGCAGCUCUUAACUUCUCAACUUGAAGAGCAACAACAAAUAUUGACCAAUUUUGGGAAUUCACUAAAAUUACGGGCUGAUUGUUACUCACCCUCCGACAUGCAGAGUUUGCACAAUGAAAUUCAACAACUUAAGCAACAAAUCGACCGCCAUGAUAACUACCUACAGCAGUUACGUCUUCUUGUAGAAGAAACGUCAACAACACGCAAAAGUAAUUUUAUCGUCAUUGAUGAAUUAGACAAACAAGUUUCGGCAAUGAAGCAUAGUGUCGCUGUUGUUGACGUGGUUGUACAACAGAAGUCGACUCAAGCAGAAUUGCCUUACAAACGUUCUCCAUUAGCACGAUUUCUUAGAUCAUCUAUGCCGAUUCCAUGCAUCUUUAUACUCUUCCUGGGAGUGGCUUAUUUCAUAGAUCCAUCAUUAACGAAUUCACUAACGUCAUGGACAAUGACUUACGAGCAUAUUGACGGUGCUGCCCAAUAA
Molecule: messenger RNA, 3556 nt
Organism: Dimorphilus gyrociliatus
Lineage: Eukaryota; Metazoa; Annelida; Polychaeta; Dinophilidae
Source: the annotation of a GenBank genome assembly